AUGUUUUCGGAGGACCACGUUUUUCUUCAACUUGCAGAUUUGAACACUCCCUCAUCAUCAUCCUCGAUAUCCAAGAAGGAAAUCACCCUUACAAAAACAUCAGACAAUUCAUUCAAACGUCCAAAUAUUUAUUCGGAAAAUGAAUUCCAUGAUGAUGAUUUAUAUUUCUUGAUGAAAUUAUUGCAACAGAAAAUGAGAACAAACAAGGUUCGGAGGAACAAGUCUUUUUCAAUGGAUCCCAAAGAUGUAUUUCUGUUCAGUCCUGAUUUGUUGAAGAAUAUCUAUCAUUCCGUAUAUAAUGAAGAAUAUUAUGUGUCAGAUCUCUAUGAUGUCAAAAUAUCCUACAAUUUAAAAUGCAUUUUAGUGAGCGAUUUCAACCAUUAUUGUAUUGAGGUAUUUGAUCUUGAAACAAAAGAAUACAAAUUCAAAAUCAAAGCUCCAGAUCAAUAUAUGCGGUUUAUGUGUGUUGAGGAAAAUUAUGACAUGCGACAUAAUGAUGCAUUGAUAUUUGGUUGCUCAAGCUAUGUUUAUAAAUAUGAUUUAAAGACAUUACUAACUGUUAGAGAUGAGGCAAAUUACAUUUGGAAAAAUGAAGAUUGUUCGUGGGCACAAGGAAUUGCAAUUUCAUAUUCCAGAAGACAAGUGUUUGUUAGUGAUGCUGGAUCUAGGAGCAAAGUAAUUUGUAUUUUAAAUUUACAAACAGGUCAAUCGAUCCAAAAAUUUUCGAUCGAAGAACCAUUAGGAGUUGCAUUUUCUCCUAACGAAGAAUAUUUAAUUGUUAGUUGUGCUGAUACAUCGAUUUACUUAUUCCGAGAAGAUAAAACUCCCAAUGAAGCGGGUGUUGUCCAUUGGACGAAGUGUAAAACUCUUGUGGAGAAAGAAACUGGUGAAAAUGGUUAUAAUUUUGAACUGUUGACAGUUGAUACCAACAACAGAACUUUUGUCUUGUGUGAUAGUGAGAAAAGGUGUCUCAAAAUAUUCUCUUUGGUUACCUUUGAACAAAUUGCUACCAUUGGUUCAGAGUCCACUCCAUCUUUCCGCUUCAAAUAUAUUCCAUUUGGUUUGUGUGUGAAUGAGUUGACUGGAGAGUUGUUAGUUUGUGAAACUGAACAGACAGAAUGA
Molecule: messenger RNA, 1122 nt
Organism: Naegleria fowleri
Lineage: Eukaryota; Heterolobosea; Eutetramitea; Acrasida; Naegleriidae
Exons: 1
Coding region: 1-1122 (373 amino acids)
Molecular function (GO): protein binding
Source: RefSeq, a predicted model, not a curated record